UCGGCGUCGGGCGCUGCGCGGGCGGGCGGGAGCGGGCGGCAUGGCGUUCCGGCAGGCGCUGCAGCUGGCCGCCUGCGGCCUGGCCGGGGGCUCGGCCGCGGUGCUCUUCUCGGCCGUGGCGGUGGGCAAGCCCCGCGGGGGUAGCGACGCGGAGCCGCGCGGGACCGAGCUGUCGGCGGGGCCGGGACCCGCGCGCCCCCGGCCGGGCGUCUGGGACCCCAACUGGGACAGGCGAGAACCACUGUCCCUGGUCAACCUUCGGAAGAGGAGCUUGGAGUCGGGAGAGGAGGAGCUGCCAUCCAGGCUUGACCACUACAAAGCCAAGGCUACUCGGCACAUCUUCCUCAUCAGGCACUCCCAAUACCAUGUGGAGGCCUCCCAGGAAAAGGACCGCACUCUGACACCCCUGGGGCGGGAACAAGCUGAACUAACUGGUCUUCGACUUGCAAGCUUGGGAUUGAAGUUUAAUAAAAUUGUCCAUUCCUCUAUGACCCGCGCAAUAGAAACCACUGAUAUCAUCAGCAAACACCUUCCAGGUGUCAGCAGGGUUAGCACAGACUUGCUGAGGGAAGGUGCCCCCAUUGAGCCGGACCCACCUGUGUCUCACUGGAAGCCAGAGGCAGUGCAGUAUUAUGAAGAUGGAGCCCGGAUCGAGGCUGCCUUCCGUAACUACAUCCAUCGGGCGGAUGCCAAGCAGCAGGAGGACAGUUUUGAGAUCUUCAUCUGCCAUGCCAAUGUUAUCCGCUACAUAGUGUGCCGGGCUCUGCAGUUCCCUCCUGAAGGCUGGCUCCGCCUUUCCCUCAACAACGGCAGCAUCACCCACUUGGUAGUUCGGCCUGAUGGCCGAGUAGCGCUCAGGACCCUCGGGGACACGGGAUUCAUGCCUCCUGACAAGAUCUCACGCUCCUGAGGGCUACCUGGGUCCUGCAGUCUACCCCAGCCCAUUGCCCAGCUUUCUUGUGGUGUCUUCCUCACAGGCCAUUCUAGAUACAUUUCAUUUCUCCAGAACAAGGUGGUGGAAAAGAACUACUUAAUGUGUAUUUUAGCACUGAUGGCUCAGGAUGGAAAAGGGAAACAUUCAGCUCAGAUCAUCUCAUCUGUUACCUUCAGGUCUCCCAGGACUGGCCUGUGGGGUUUAAGGAGACUUGUAUUGGGUAUUGGACAAAGGCCUUCACUCAUGGACCUUGCAUUCAAUGUCUUAGGUCAUGGUCACAGCUAGCCAUGAACCUGGAGACUCACUGACAAAGCUCACCAGUGCAAGAGAUGUGCAGUAGUAUAUCUGAGCUUCCACUUAUAUAUUCUAUUUGUGUACACCCUUUGUCAAACUCAAGUAUUUGUCAAAGAUUUUACUCAACUGGCUUCUUGAUUUGAAAACCAGUCUCACACUCCAAAAUUAUGGAGCCCUGUCAGUUAGAUUUGAACUCCACUUUCUGGGCCUUUCCAGCACCUGGAAGCACCUAGGCAGGUGAGACACGGGAGUUAGUAACCAGAGGGGGCCUGUUUUGCUAAAAUAUCUGGCAGCUCAGUCUUAAGUUUGCUUCUUCAGUACUUGGAUUAUGAUACUUUGACAUGAUGUAUACCCCAAAUGUUAACUUCGGAAAACUGUAAUUCCUGUGAAGUGAUUAUAAGCAUUUUGUGCAAUCAGUGCAAUUAGCUGGAAUAUUUGAUCUAUUUCUGUUGUCAACUUUGGAAAUAAUUAUAAAAUAAAAUUUUAUUUUACUGUUU
Molecule: messenger RNA, 1725 nt
Organism: Sorex araneus (European shrew)
Lineage: Eukaryota; Metazoa; Chordata; Mammalia; Eulipotyphla; Soricidae
Gene: PGAM5
Product: PGAM family member 5, mitochondrial serine/threonine protein phosphatase
Exons: 6
Coding region: 41-910 (289 amino acids)
Biological process (GO): positive regulation of mitochondrial fission
Cellular component (GO): mitochondrion
Source: RefSeq, a predicted model, not a curated record